Messenger RNA from Protopterus annectens (West African lungfish), 5886 nucleotides. It is a transcript of the gene LARP4, whose product is annotated as La ribonucleoprotein 4. Gene Ontology annotation, cellular component: cytoplasmic stress granule; cytosol. Lineage: Eukaryota; Metazoa; Chordata; Ceratodontiformes; Protopteridae. The record is from RefSeq and is a predicted model, not a curated record. Gene Ontology annotation, biological process: positive regulation of translation. Gene Ontology annotation, molecular function: mRNA 3'-UTR binding.
GCUUUGCCGGUCGGGAGAGGUAGGGAGGGAGGAGGGGGUGGCCAGAGGUCGGACUCGUGCUGAUUGACUGUCUGAUGGCUCCUCGGUUGUAGUAGUCUGACUUGCUGUGGAAAAGAAUACUUUGACAACAUUAGAAAGCAGUAACAGCAAGUCUGUACAGUGCGUGCCCAUUUGGCCUUAUUUUCGCCAUUUGUUUUUAAGUUUUGCGCGCCGGUUUCAGGAAUUCCUGCCUUUUUAACACAUCAGCUUAAGCAGCGCCCCCUCCCCCUCCUCUUCGACCGCGCGCAGGAAAACGAGGAGGCAGCCGUGCGCGAUCGAAGGUCUGUGGAGAGCGGCGGCAGCUGCGACGGAGUGCGUUUGCGGUCGAUGAGUUCGGAGCAAGGCGGUGGCGAUCUAGGUGGGGUUGUAGCGGCGGUGGUGGCGGGCGCUCUUGGUCCCCCGACAACUGACAGAGAAAGUCCUUACAGAGGAGGCGGUAGUAACGACACCUGCAGCAGCAUGGUAACAUCUAAAGGCACAAGCUUGAACCCCAAUGCUAAGGUGUGGCAAGAAAUUCCGCCUGGAAGCACAGAGAUUAUUCCGUCUGGGUCUGAAAACUCGUGGCAGGAAGAUUCCCCAGUCUUGGGGACUUCUGAAGGCCUUUCCGAAUCAACUGGCUGUAAGCAGUGUGAUGUAAUGUUUCCUUCACCUACACCUGUGCCUGCAGGCAGUGCGGCAUCUGUAGAGAACACCAUAGUUAAUGGAAUGGACUCUGCACCUGUUGAACUUGGUUUCAUUUAUGAACACAAUCGGGUUUCUGAGAGAACUUGUCUAAAGAUCUUUAUUUAAUGUCCCAGAUGGACAGUGACCAGUUUGUUCCCAUUUGGACAAUAGCCAACAUGGAGGGAAUUAAGAAAUUAACUACAGAUAUGGACCUUAUUCUUGAUGUUCUUCGAACAUCCCCUAUGGUACAGGUUGAUGAAAAAGGGGAGAAGGUGAGGCCUAACCACAAGCGAUGUAUAAUAAUACUGCGAGAGGUUCCGGAAACUACACCUGUUGAGGAAGUGAAGUCCUUGUUUAAAAAUGAGAACUGUCCAAAAGUGAUAGCCUGUGAAUUUGCACACAACAACAACUGGUACAUCACAUUCCAGUCUGACACUGAUGCACAGCAGGCUUACAGAUAUUUAAGAGAAGAAGUAAAAACAUUUCAGGGGAAACCAAUUAUGGCACGAAUAAAAGCCAUCAACACUUUCUUUGCAAAGAAUGGUUACCGUGUACUGGAUUCUAGUGUAUAUCCUCAGGCACAAACACAGACCCAGUUUCCUUCUCAUUUGUUUAUGCAGCCUGUUUACAGUCCUCAGCAGCAGUAUCCUCUAUUUAGCAUAGUGCCUCAAGCGUGGUCUCCCAGCCCCACACCAUAUUUUGAAACACCACUGGCCCCAUUUCCUAAUGGUGGAUUUGUGAAUGGAUUUAGUUCCCCUGGAUCAUUUAAAUCACCUCUAAGCUUAGGCCGGCAGUUUCACAGAAACCGGAACCAUGUAAAACCACAUCCUCGUUCGUCCACUACAGAUCGCUCAUCGGACUCUUGUUUAGUCAACUCUUCACCCCUAAGUGAUAGUGGAUCAAAUACAAGAAGUCCUCAAACACAAAGGCAUACAGGCCCAGUAAUAGGGCAUCAAGAACCUGCUAGUUCUUACACUUCAAAGGAAUCACAAAUGGAACAAAAUGGCGAUAGCACAAUAGCUAGUAGGGGCAGAAGAAAUACUUACAGAGGUGGUAGGCGGCGGCGAGAUGAAGAGAGAAAUGCUAGACCUCUGCCUUCAAGUGAAACAAAGAUUCAAGUGCCAAAAUUUGACCUUUUAGCCUCAAACUUCCCUCCUCUGCCUGGAAGUGUGGCAAGUACUCAAGGAGAGAUAGUCUUGGAAAACAGAAUGUCUGAUGUUGUAAAAGGCAUUGGUAAAGAUAAGGAAACUGGUAAAGAGCUGCCAUCAAAUACAGUGGUACAGGAGGAGAAUAUACAUGGCAUUGCAUUGCAGCCUACAAAAACUACAAAUCUGCAAAGUCUUGUAGAUGUUCCUGUGAUAAGCACAGUGCAGCUGGAGAAGCCAGCAGACGUCUUGGUUCAAAAGGAAAGCUAUUUACCUGUGUCGAUGCCUGUAACUUUCCAGUUGGGCACCUCUAAGCCACAAAGGACAAGUGGUAGUAAUUGUACAAGUACAGCCAUCCCCAUUAUUAACACAUCUGUUGCACCGGAGCCUCGCAAACUUAGUUAUGCAGAAGUUUGCCAGAAGCCACCUAAGGACCCUCCUCCCAUUGUUGUCCAGCCACUAAGAGAGCUACGCACAAAUAUAGCUCCUUCUGCUAAAGUUGAGGAAAAUGCAUCUCCUGAAAAAACUCCGGAUAAAUCUUUUGAGAAGUCAGAAGCUAGGCCAAAGGAUUCUUCUGCAUAUAGAGGAAGUGGAAGUCCAAGAGGAGGGGCUAGCAAAAUAAAGGAGCAGAGACGCCAGUUUGGACGAAGAACUUCACCUCAGGGACCUAGUCGGCGAAAUGGCAAGGAGCAAAAUGCACCUCCCAAAUCACCAAAGUAAAAAAAAAAAAAAAAAAUUAAGGAAAAACUUAAUGUAGCGCUUGUUUAUUUUUUCUGGGGCUUGUUCCUCGAGGACUGACAAGUAGCAGCAAGGAGCUUGUACCAGGCAAAAGAAGAAAAAAAACUUGAUUGAGGGGACAAAAAACUGUAACAUAAUGUAUAGAAAUAAACUGUGGGAAUCUAAAAGCAUCCCAGUAAGAUGAUUUAAAAAAUGCCAGAGGAUUCAGACAUUUUUGCGCUUGAUUUAAUUUUAUGUUGCAGAAGUUGCUCAUAAAUCAGGAAGAUUAAUUUGGAGCCAUGGGCUCUGUCUGAGAGUGCUCCUAUGGAUAUUCCUGCUCUUUGGAAUUUGAGUGCAGGGUAUUUGAGAAGAGAAUUUUUUUUCUUUUUGAACAUGAAAUUCUGUGAAAUUGGAGCAUUUUUUUUAAAUAUAUUUAAGAUAUAUAUUUUGGUAGGGGGUGAUGUAUGCACCGUUAUGGCCUCGGACUGCAGUGGCAGGUUCUUGUCCAGAUGUGCAGCCAUUAAUGUGCGUUUGGUCACGUAUGUGUUGUAAGCCACUAACAGUCAUGGCUUUGUACUUGCUAAAGCUGAAUGUACUGCUAUGUUAAUGAUGGAGUUGGUUGCUGUUUGCAGUUUAAUAACUUAAACCUUGAUUGAGCAGUGUUCCUCCUCCCCUUCCUCAAAAUAGUUUCCAGCCCCUGGCUUUUUUUUUUUUUUUUUUUUUUUUAGUAAUGUUUGCCAGGAUUUGCUAGAGUGUGACUAUUCAGUUACAGUCUGAUCGAUCGGCUGUUGUAUAAUAUUAGAGUUAAACAGUUGAUGGUCGUAUUGGGCAGAGAAUUAAAUAUAAAACAACUGUUCUCUGGUGUCCCUAGAUAGCUGACUGGGGAUGUUUUCCCCUACUGCCAUGAUUUUCAUAUUUUCUGGACAUUGCUAUGGUAGUGAUGACAUUGUCGUGCCAUCUUAUGAAUAGUCAUGGUUGAUUAACUGAAGUCAUUGAAUGUGAGCAUUGUGAAAGUGAGCAAUAGCUGCAAAAAGAAGUGCUGCAGAGACACUGUGACUGAAAUAGACAAAUAGUAGCAGGUACCAGAGGGGAAACUGGAAGACCUCUGCUGGUUUUUGUAAGCAGUUUCUUUUGUGUUUGGGGUUGAUAAUUUACUUGGCAUCACUGUGUAGGUAAAGCCCAGAUUAUUCUUACUACAGAGUUAUGGGGAGUGAUGCUGCAUACCAAUCUGAGUAGUCUGGGCACAAAAAAUGUUUUGCUUUAACGUAUUUGUUUUAGAAAUACCAUUUUAAUGUGAUGAUUCAGUUUUCUCAUAAAUGAUGCAGGCUCAGCUUGCAGAAUAUCUUUGAAGUCAUUCUUACAUGAUCACAUUUCACUCUCCCGGGUCUAUUUCAAGUGACCCUUUAGAUAAGCAAGUCUCAGUCUGGAACUGAGAUUAUCGUUGGAUGAGGCUAAACUAGAUGUAUGAAUUAUCUUUCAGAAGCAGCAAGACUGAAUAAGGCUAGAAACAUGGUUUUUAUUGACUGUUCAUGUUAACUAGCUGUACUUUUGUUGAAAAAGAAAUCAGCAGUAACUUGGAUUUACCAUUAAUACCAUAUAGUUGACCCAUUUCAUUCUGAUUUCUUGAGAUAUAACUUUAACUUUGCUAAACAGUGAUGGAGAAACACAGUUUAUAGCCUUAUUGCUUUUUAACCCCAUAUUUGUAUAUUAUUAUUUCAGUUUGUGUUGUAUUUAAAGUCAUUUGUUUUUAAUUUAAUUUUUUUUGAGCAAGAAACUGCCAGUUCUUUUUAAUUGAUGCUCCAUUUAAUAAGUUGAUCAAAUUGUCAGUGGAGCACUGGUAGUCUCGCUGCAGCAUUUCUGAUAAUCUGUCCUUAAAAAUUCAUCCCAAGUGUUUGGGAAAACUAAAUAUGCAUUCAUACUGCGCUAAAAGCAGAAAUGUGUUGUCUCACAGUCUGCUUCAGGAAACUUACAAACAGGAGCUUACAAAAAUUUACCAGCUGGUGAAAUAAAUAUAAACUUUCCCAUAGUCUGCUUAAGAAAACAUACAGACAGGAACUGCAGAUAAUUUACUAGUUAGUGAAGUAAAGGUAAAAUGCUCUUAUUUCCUUUUCCUUUACUGUGUCGCUGUUUAGUGUUCAAUCUUGAAUGACAUUCAUAGCGCUUAUAAUUUCAUUGAGAUAAGUGGUAUUUGAAGGGAUUAUGUUAAGAGCGGUACAACUGAGCUUGUUUGUCUAGCUUUCAUUCUUCACUGAUUGAAGACCUUUGUUUGCCUGCAAGUUAACUAGCUUGAAUUUUUUGAUCUAUAGUGGGCGGCUGUAGCAUAACAUGAAUAUAAUUUAUGUAUUUAUAUGGGUUAAAAAUGAAGAUUAAUGUUUAUUAACAGCAUUGUGGUUUACACAGAGUUGGUUAAAUGUAGUAUGAUAUCUGCAGGUGGAAUUCGUUGACUUUUAUGAUUAUACUGUUGAUUAAAAGGGCCAGUAUUGCCCUAGAACAUUGCAAGGUAACCUUUAGUGAAUGUUAGAAAACACUUAAAUUCACAAUAAAUUUUUUGCCCUUGUUUGCCCCCCCCCCCCCAAGCUUUUAAACCCAUGGAUUGUAUACUUUAUUUACUAGCAAAGCCAGAUGGCUGAAAUGUGGAUUGUACUGUGGCAUUAAACAUUAGUUGUCCAUAUACAACAGUGGGAUUUUCAGAGCUUACAUAGCAGUGCAUCUUGAAAUUAGUUUGCUAUUUUUCAGAAUGUUUUGAUUCAGCUGCUUCGCUAUACAUGGGUUGCCUUGCUGCUUUGAGGGCCAUGGCUCAGUUGGAGCAGCUUUUUUUUCCCUCAAGUUUUCACAAAACCAUUAGUACCUCCAUGGAUCCUUUACAUUGCAGGUGGCUUCUGCUCUGUGCUAAAUUUUAAUUGUCCAUGUCACUGGAGUGCACACAGCAGCAUUUGUAGGCAAUGUGACAGGUGCAGGGAUGCAGUUCAAAUUCAUUAUCUCUUGCUCAUUUCCCACUUCAUGCAUUGAAAGAAGCUUAUAUUGGAAGAAAUCAAUUAGAGGUACAGAUACAGAGCCGAAGUUUAGGGCUCAAGUCUUAGAGGAUGGAUGGGCCUUGUUAACAGCCAAAGUAGAAUGUACUUCACUUAAGAUACCAGAACUGCAGUACAGUAGUUUGAAUAUCCUCCCACCUCCAUUAAAAAUCCCUCACCUGUCCUCAUUUAAUAAUUCUGUGUUCUGGUGUUUUCCUAUGAUUGUUUCUAAGCAGGUACAGUGUAACAUUGAAAUAUUAACACAGUUUACUGUGAGGAGGAUGCCUAAUAAAGGCUAUUGGAUGUGUCAA